CAGGAGACCAAGAAGAAAACCUGGAGAUGAGACCUGAAGAAAGAUGUUACCAGGUUGCCCCUGUGCUCUGUGAAGAGUCAGACUCUGUUUCAGGAAAUCCCACCAUCAUUAUAGAUGAAGAAGAUGGCAGUCCCCAAAUCUGCCGUGUGUGUGGGGACAAGGCCAAUGGCUAUCACUUCAAUGUCAUGUCAUGUGAAGGCUGCAAGGGGUUCUUCAGGAGGGCCAUGAAGCGCAAUGUCCAGCUGAGGUGCCCCUUCCGCAAGGGCACCUGCGAGAUCACGCAGAAGACUCGGCGGCAGUGCCAGGCCUGCCGCCUUCGCAAGUGCCUGGACAGCGGCAUGAAGAAGGAGAUGAUCAUGUCUGAGGCUGCAGUGGAACAGAGGCGGGCCCUGAUCAAGAUGAGGAAGAAGGCACGCAUGGAGGCUCAGCUGUCCACUGUGCCCGGGCUGACCCAGGAGCAGCGCAUGUUGAUCGAGGAGCUGAUGGACGCUCAGUCAAAAACCUUCGACACCACCUUCUCCCACUUCAAGGAUUUCCGGCUACCAAAGGUGUCUGGCAGUGACCAUGUAAUCUCAGAGUUCCUGCAGAAUUCAGUGAGAGAACCAUCUCUCAGCUGGGAGGAAAUCAGGAAAGAGCUCUGUCCCGUGAAAGUCUCUCUACAGCUGCGGGGGGAAGAUGGCAGUGUCUGGAACUACAACCCCCCUGACUAUGGGGAUGGAAAAGAGAUCAUCCCCAUGCUGCCCCACCUGGCUGACAUGUCAACCUACAUGUUCAAGGGAGUCAUCAACUUUGCAAAAGUCAUCUCCUACUUCAGGGACUUGCCCAUUGAGGACCAGAUCUCCCUGCUGAAGGGGGCCACCUUUGAAAUGUGCGUACUGAGGUUCAACACGUUGUUCAACUCAGAGACGGGGACCUGGGAGUGUGGCCGGCUGGUCUACUGUUUUGAAGACCUUGAAGGUGGCUUCCAGAAACUUCUACUGGAUCCUAUAAAAUUCCACUACAUGCUGAGAAACCUGCAGCUGCACAAGGAGGAGUAUGUGCUGAUGCAGGCCAUCUCCCUCUUCUCCCCAGAUCGCCCUGGUGUAGUUCAGCGUAGCACAGUGGACCAGCUACAGGAGAGAUUUGCCCUCACCCUGAAGGCCUACAUUGAGUGCAAUCGGCCACAGCCUGCUCACCGGUUCCUGUUCAUGAAGAUCAUGGCUGCACUCACAGAGCUACGGAGCCUCAAUGCCCAGCAUACCCAGCAACUGCUGCGAAUCCAAGAUGCCAGCUACUCCUUUACCACCCCGCUCAUUCAGGAGCUGAUCAGCAACACAGAUGACUGAGCAGCUGUCCCUAGGAGAGGGCUCAGUGGGACAGGUGGACCUAGAGCCCUCUGAGCUGUCACUUCCUGGGCUACACAGAUUGGCACUGUGAUAGCUAACAAUGCCUUGUGACCACAUCUGGCUGCCAUUCCUCCAGAAGGGGACACAGUUUAGCAAAGGAAAACCACAGACCCUAUUUGAACAAUGCUGGAUUUACAACCAGGCCUAUCACGGAGGCAAAGGGGCCCUCCCCUGUGCUCUGUGACCAAAUCCCUAAAUACCACUAAGUCCAAAAUUUCACAGAAGUGUUGUGGCUGGGAGAAGGAAGGGGUUACCAGGCCUGGGCCAAGUGGCAGUCCACACUCAUACACUAGCUCAUUGGCU
Molecule: messenger RNA, 1688 nt
Organism: Perognathus longimembris pacificus (Pacific pocket mouse)
Lineage: Eukaryota; Metazoa; Chordata; Mammalia; Rodentia; Heteromyidae
Product: nuclear receptor subfamily 1 group I member 2-like
Exons: 8
Coding region: 27-1325 (432 amino acids)
Biological process (GO): positive regulation of transcription by RNA polymerase II; cell differentiation; negative regulation of transcription by RNA polymerase II
Molecular function (GO): zinc ion binding; nuclear receptor activity; RNA polymerase II cis-regulatory region sequence-specific DNA binding
Source: RefSeq, a predicted model, not a curated record